Didymosphaeria variabile is the source of this 1167-nucleotide messenger RNA. RefSeq lists its product as uncharacterized. The record is from RefSeq and is a predicted model, not a curated record. Gene Ontology annotation, molecular function: monooxygenase activity; heme binding; iron ion binding. The coding region runs from base 1 to 1167 and encodes 388 amino acids. The transcript has 2 exons. Lineage: Eukaryota; Fungi; Ascomycota; Dothideomycetes; Pleosporales; Didymosphaeriaceae.
AUGGAUGCCCACGUCCUCACAUCCUAUCUCGAGCAGGCCCAGACAAUCAGUGCUGGAAAACUGUUCGGGACCUUCUUCGCAAUCUGGCUCUCGUAUUGGAUAACUAUAGGCGUAUAUCGCGUCUACUUCCAUCCAAUAGCGCACAUUCCCGGGCCUAGACUCGCGGCCCUGACAUUCUGGUAUGAAUUCUACUACGAUGUCUACCCACACAAAUAUCAAUACGGCUUCAAGCUCAGAGAGCUACACGACAAAUACGGCCCCAUCAUCCGCAUCAACCCCUUUCACGUGCACAUCCACGACCACUCCUACCUCGACACUAUCUACGCUACCGGAAAUGCACACAAACGCGAUCGCUGCUCUUGGUCGCAUCACUCCGGCGCAAAGACCUUCAGCGGUGCGAUGCUCGAGGCAAUGGACCACGACCUGCACAAAAUGCGGCGCAACGCCACAAGCGGCUUCUUCAGCAAGCGAAACGUGCAAGCGCUUGAGCCUCUGAUCAUUAAUACAACGAAUAGGCUUCUCGCGAGGCUGAAGCAGGAUAUGACUCGUGACAUUGGCGAAGGCGGGCAAGGCAUCGUGAAUCUGAACUGCGCUUUUGCAGCCAUGACUAUGGACAUCAUCAGCGAGUAUUGCUUCGGCGAGGGCAUGAACAGCAUGGAACGGCCCAGGUACGGCAAGCAGAUGCUGGAUAUAUUGCAUAUGGGCCUUCAGAUGCGGCCGAUUGCGCGGCAAUUUCCGACGUUGAUUAACUGGAUGUUCGAUCUGCCGCCUGAGCGCGUCGCUUACCUCUCGCCUGAGAUUGUGGUCAUGAAUGAGUUCAAUGCCGGGCUCUUGGCUAGGAUUACAAAGAUCAUGAAUUAUGAAGAUGGAAGUGGUGAGAAGGCGGGCCACAGGUCGAUAUUCCACGUUUUUAGGGAUGACCCUGAAGUGAAGCUGCCGCCAGAGGAGAAAGAGCCCUUCCGCUUGAUGGCGGAGAGCAGUGUCUUCAUGGGCGCGGGGACGGAAACAACGGCGCGGGCACUAGCUGUCACAAUAUACUAUCUCUUAAAAGAGAAAGACAUUGGAAGUCAGUUACUGCAAGAGUUGAAGACGGUCCUCCCCACGAAAGAUUCAAAAGUCUCGCUGCCUCAGCUUGAAGCCCUACCAUACCUCGUAAGCACAUUGUAA